CACUGUGACGACGUCGGACUGGGGCAUUCUUGUGAACGACGCCGGCUUCGCCACAUCAUGCACAAAGUCAAGCACACUAUCGUACGGAAUGAGCGCAAUGAUUCCGAAGCCUUCAAUGAGAGGACCUACGAUGACUACGAGUACUCUCCGGCCACAUUCUGCGACUCCACAGAGAGUUGGCGGUGGCUAGAUAGUGACCAGCUGGUGGCUGCCGGCGCCAGUGUCCGUGUAGCGAGUGCCAUGAAGGGAUCGGCCGCGGGGAGCGACGUCAAGACUACAGGAGCCCUACGGCAAUACGCCGCGGCAUGUUCAGCAUCGCUGAUGGUGAUGACGACGGGCGCCUGGCUAGGGUGGCCUUCGCCCGCCAUCAAGAAGCUCCUGGCUAACCAAACGGAGAUGGUCGUGAACCACGAACAGAUCUCCUGGGUUGUCUCCCUGAUGGACGCCGGGUCCGCCGUCAGCCCCAUCCCCGCCGGCUUCCUCAUGGACGUGAUCGGUCGCAAGGCCAUCCUACUCCUCACGGGCCUCCUGUUCGCUGUCACAUGGGUCAUGCCGCUGGUCAUGCAGACUCCACUCGUCCUCUACAUCGCUCGGUUCCUCGCCGGCAUGGGUAAGGGCGUGGCGUUCACCGUAGCGCCCAUGUACAUAGGCGAGAUAGCCAGCACGGGUAUCAGAGGAGCUCUCAGCACGAUGUUCGCCGGUCUGCUGUGGACUGGCACGAUGUUCGAGUUCGGCUUCGGACCCUUCAUCAGCUACAACGCCCUUCUCAUCUUGUCCUUUGUCAUGCCCGUUGCCUUCUUGGCCACCUUCAUCUUUAUGCCCGAGUCGCCUUACUACCUGGUGAUGAAGAGGCGGAACGAGGACGCGAGGAAAGCACUUAAGUGGUUAAGAAACUGCCCGAGCGUCCAACCGGGUGACGACAUAGACGCGAACCCAGUCGAACAAGAACUUAAAGACAUGAAGAAGAACGUCAGUGAAGAGAUGCAGAAUAAAGGAAGCUUCAAGGACCUGGUGACGUCCAGGAGCAACAGAAGGGCCGCCGUUAUCGUCUUGCUGGUGUCCAUGUUCCAGAGGACCUGCGGUAUCAGUCCCAUGCUGGCCUACUCUUCGGUCACCCUACCCGAAACCGGCACUUUCAUCGGCCCCAACCAGAUCAUCGUGGUCUUCGGCUUCAUCCUCACCUUCUCUAACUUCCUGGCCACCCCACUGGUCGACAGGCUGGGCAGGAAACCUCUCCUCAUAUUCUCGGGUGCCGGAUGCGGCAUAGUCACUUGCAUAUCCGCCAUAUUCUACUACGUGCACCACAAGACGGACAUCGACACAUCCUCCUUCCUGUGGGUUCCUUACGUCGGAAUCUGCUGCUUCGGUCUUACGCACUCCAUCGGCAUCGGCGGCAUCCCGCACACUCUCCUCUCCGAGCUGUUCCCGCAGAACGUAAAAUGCUACGCCGCCUCCAUAGCCUCCAUCACCUUCGCCCUAUCCUCCUUCGCCAUCAACAAGGUCUACAUCACAGUGUCCGCCAGCGUCGGCGUCUGGGCGAUGUUCACCUUCUUCGCCUUCAACGGACUCAUGUGUGCCCUCUUCUCCGCCUUCGUCGUGUUCGAGACCAAGGGCAAGACGUUCGCCGAGAUCCAGAGGAUACUGCACAAGCCCUGAGAUUGACCGACCACUCUCCUGGUACAGUCUGUCAGCGGCCACCGCUUCUGCUGUGGCCCAGGCCUCCACAUGCCAAAGAUCAGGAUAGCGCCGCCAGUAGACCCACUCACUGAUCGUAUAUUCCAAAAAAUGAUGCAUUUAUUCUUUACUAUCUCAAUCACAUGUAUUUGUUGCUCUAAAACCGUAUUUACUUAAUUUUUACUAUUUUAAAUCACAGUUUGUUCAAUUAUUAAUUUAUUCUCGAGUCUGUGUUAUUCGGCCUAAAUAGCCAUAUUUUAUUAUUUAUUUUAAUUUAUUGUUACAAUAAAACACAUUUUUAUUUUCAAACGCAUUUCUCUAGUACAAACGAGUAGUACAAACCAACGAUCGCAACAAUAUUAUAUAUUGUUAUGGUUAGAAAGGAACUAGUUUUUAACUAGAAUCAGUCAUAGACUUACGGUGAUCAUGUAUAUAUUGUACAAACUUGUGAUAAAGUGUUUGAAUAUA
This is a messenger RNA of Homalodisca vitripennis (glassy-winged sharpshooter), 2142 nucleotides long. RefSeq names its product facilitated trehalose transporter Tret1-like. Bases 58 to 1656 code for a protein of 532 amino acids. The transcript has 5 exons. The record is from RefSeq and is a predicted model, not a curated record. Gene Ontology annotation, biological process: transmembrane transport. NCBI's taxonomy places the organism in Eukaryota, Metazoa, Arthropoda, Insecta, Hemiptera, Cicadellidae. Gene Ontology annotation, cellular component: membrane. Gene Ontology annotation, molecular function: transmembrane transporter activity.